Molecule: messenger RNA, 1048 nt
Organism: Lycium ferocissimum
Lineage: Eukaryota; Viridiplantae; Streptophyta; Magnoliopsida; Solanales; Solanaceae
Product: glycine-rich RNA-binding protein 4, mitochondrial
Exons: 5
Coding region: 110-496 (128 amino acids)
Molecular function (GO): RNA binding
Source: RefSeq, a predicted model, not a curated record
UAACCCCAAAGAAUAGAAAGAACACUUUUUUAACACCUGAAAAUACAGUUCAAGAACACAGCUUAUUGCCAGGGCAAAACGAGAUUUUCAUUCUUUGUGGUGGCUUUCAAUGCAGCGUUUCAAUGGAUUCUUUGUAAAUAAUCAAACCCCACUUGCUAGAUUUGUCAUUUCUCGCCAUUCUUGCAGCAAAUUGUUCGUUGGAGGGCUUUGUUAUGAUACCAAUGAACCUGUUCUCAAACAAGCUUUUGAGCAACAUGGUGAAACAAUUGAAGUGAAAGUAAUAUGUAAUCAUAAAAGUGGAAAAUCCAAAGGAUAUGGGUUCGUGAAGUUCACUUCUGAAACUGCAGCUACCAAGGCCUUGAAGGAAAUGGACGGUCAAUUUUGUUUAUUAUGCUUCUUAGUUAUUGGAUGGCAGAAAUAUUCGCAUCAGUUAUGCCCACAAAGAAUGAUGUUGAGGGUUUCAACUCUUAUCUUUCCUCGUGUGUGCAAGAACUAGCGAUUUCAGCCAUGAAAGUUGUGUUGAAGAUUCUUCAAGUUUAUUCUUCAAGUUGUUUUUGAUGUUGCAUGAGCUUGCUCACAUUCCUUGUCCCAAACAUGGUUAAGGGUUUUAGUAGACUGAAAUCCAAUGUAAAACUAGCCAAAUCAUGAUGAAUUAGUACAGAACGACUUGGUUUUGCUAAGGAAAUCUUUUGACUGAUCAAAGUAAGUACAAAACUGAAAGCCCAUGUCCUCGCUCCUCACCAUCUGAACAUGAAAGACAAAAGAAUAGAAAAAAAAAAGAAAAGAAGAAGAUGAAUAAACCAAAAGAAAAUCAAAGGGUAGGGCUGAAGGAAUGAAGCAAAGAAGAGAGAUGGAUUUAUUGAAAAUUUACAGCUUUACAAGAUGAAACCACAACAAUGUACUAUCCAGAAGACAUUCUUAUUAUUCAAAUGACGUAUCUGUCUCAAGCAGAAACUUUUACCUUAAAUAUUUGAAACAGAACGAAAUGCCUUUUGACUGUGUAUCAACUCAAAGUAAAUUUAACCAUCUGGAUUAUAGUUUUUCAGCU